GCUCCAUCGUUGGGUCGACGGCCGCAGCCUUUUCCCUGAAACCUGAUAUUAUGCAGGGAACAAGGGGCGCUGCACGGAUUAAAGGGGAACAAAGCACCGGUUUAGAAAACGUUUUACAAACUGGCAGUAUUAGCCAACUAUGGUCGACCCCUCGGAGGCUGAGGAGCAGAACAAGUGUAAAGGCCCGCAGCUCGACACACCGGCUGUGGCCCCUGAAGACCCUCGACUGCCAGAACAGGCUGAUGGCACAACAACAGAGGAUGACGGGGAUGCCGGUUUCGAGACGCCGCCCACCGGCAGUUCUGAGGCGAGCCCCUGCCACGCUGUAUCUACAGCAGGGCCGGACCCCGCCUCUCAGGGGCCCCAACCUGAGCCACCACAGACCCAGACUGACAGAGACACAUCACCAAAGUUGCACCUGGACCUGUACAACUUUGACUCACCAGCUGCAGAGGGCAGCCGCUACGUCUUAACAAGCCCUCACUCUCUGGAGGCGUGUGCUCGAUGCGGGGUCAAACCUGUGGAGCUCCUGCCCCGCCCGCUGGCUGACUUCGCCCGUGAGGCUCCCGGGCGCUCCAUGCGUGUUGCGACAGGCCUGUUUGAAGUCUACGAGAGAGACAGACACGGCAAACUGAGGCAGUGCAGGGAGGAGAGGGAGAGGAUCAUCAGAGAGGAAAAAAGAAGGAUUCUGCAGGCAACAGUCAAUACCAGCAGCAGUGCGUCACCCUCCUCUGUGGAGCAGCAGCACAAAAACCCCUCUAGCUCCACUCAGCCUCCUAAAUCUGGGCCGGUGACCUCCAGCUCAGCUCCUGAUUUUGGAGCGUCCUCUACAGCCGCAGCAUCAGGUCCAACCUCUAAAACGGGCACAUCCCUUUUAUCUAAAGCUCCACCCUCCAGCACCUCGCCGAAAUCUGCCCAUGCAGGAUCUACUCAGUCCUCAAAAUCUGGUUCCACCACCUCCACACCGUCCUCGAGGGCUGGCUUCCAAGGAUCCGCCAAGCAUCUUCUGUCCUCAUCUGAACAAGCAAAGCCCACACGGCCGCUCUCAUGCGGGCCUCCACCGGUCAUCAGGAAGUCUUCAGGCGGUAAAUCUUCAAACACUUUUCCCAGAUCAACACCCAAACCCCCGUCCUUCCCCAGAGCCAACUCCACACUGACAUCAUCCGUCACAAAGCCUGCAGUUCAGAGUCCUGGGAAGCCUCAGAACGGCGUCACGGGAACACCAGUCUCUCAGCACAAUGGGCAUCUUGGCUUUCACUCCAAGGUGAAAGGAAAAAGCCAUUCGCUGGAGUCCCUGCAGCGGAAGAUAGAUCCGGUCUGCUCCUCCACCUCCACCACUACAACUACAACUACAUGCACCUCUUCAGAGUCAGGUGCAUCCUCCUCUUACAGCUGGGAUGGUCCGCGAGAUUACUGGGCCAAAGUCUCCAGCCCUCGAGCUCGCACUAUGGCCACUUUCAACUCCCUGAUGGGCCGCAGCCUCAGCCUGGGCGACCUGAGCCACUCUCUCCAGACGACGCAGAAGGUUGAGCGCAUAGUGAAGGAGGUGAAGCGCCGAGGCCUGAAGGCCGUGUCCGAGCGCGACCGCAAGAUCGCAGCUUUGAUGCUUGCCAGAUACCAGGAGGAAGACAUCAUGAGUCAGACCCGCUACGUGGCUCACCUGCAGUGGGACAGUGAACGCAGAAUGGAGGAGCUACGACGAGAGCAGGAGGAGAGAGAGAAGCAGCGUGCAGUGCUUCAGUGCCAGCGGGUGUGGCAGACUCAGGUGUCAAUACGCCAACGAAGACUCAGCCAGCAGGAGCGCCAGUCAGCUGCCGCCAAGAUGCGUCAGGCUGAGGAGAGCGAGGAGCGAUGGAGGGAGCUCGCAGAGCAGCAGGAGCGCAACCGUCUACUGAGGUUACAGCAGGCAGCGCGAGAGGAGAAGCAUAAGAAAGCUCUUCAGGAGCAGAACCUGAAGGCGCUGGAGGAGGAGAGGGCGGCCAUGCUGGAGCAGGAGAGGCUGCUGCUGAAGGAGAAGCUCACCAUGGCGGAGCUGAAGAGGCAGGAGAAGGAGCACCAGGCCCAGGAGGACAGACGAGGUCUGAACAAAGCAGAGAAGAGACGUCACGCUGCCCUGAUACAGGAGAUCGCCCGCAGAGAGCAGGAGGAGAGGGAGGAGGCCAGAAGGGCAGCGGAGGAGAAGCUCAGCCGCUCCUUGGAGAAUUAUGAACAGAUUGUUGAGCGUCGAGGGCAAGAGCUGAAAGAAAAGGCCAAGCGCGAGGAGCAGCAGAUCCAGAAAGCACGCAAGGCAGCGGAGAGGCGUGAGAGGCAACAGCAGCAGCUGCUUGAAGCUCGUGUGAAAGAGGCGGAGAAACGAGCCCAGCAGGCAGCUUUAGUGGCCGAGGAGAAGGCCAAGGAGAAAGCUCAGAGGGCCAUCCAGAGCCGGCAGGAGAAGGAGAAACUCCAGAGGCUCAACAGGCAGCGAGUGGAGGAGGAGGAGAAGCAGAGGCGUCUGGAGCUGCUGCAGUCCAUCGAGAGGAAGCUGGAGAAGAGCGAGCAGAUCUUCAAGGAGAAGAGGGCGGUUCUGGAGAGCGCUCGCUCUGUGGCUCGGGCCUCUUUUCAUGUUCGAGACAAAGUGCGGGAGGAGACCAACAUGCGCACAUUUGAUAAGAUGGCUCUGGAAGCUCAACUGAAAGCCAGCCUGGAUGAGAAAUAAACUCACAGCUUUGUUGUGGACCCCCUAACUUCUGGUCAUGUGCUCGGCUCCUGCCUUCAUUAUGACCCUCAUCACUCAACUGCUUCUUCCCAUUAAGACCCACAGUGUUUUUUUCUCCUUACAUAUCACCAUCAGCUGGUUUGAUUCUAUUUUUGACUACCUGUUUUUAUCAUGGAUCAUAUCAAAGCAAACCAAAAUAUUUUGUAUCAUGGAUGUAAUGAAAGUUUCUCAGCUGUUAUAAAUGACCAGUAAAGCCUGCGUGGGACUUAAAGUGGACUUCAUAUUAGAUGAGAGUGUGCAGCAGCACAGCCCCUCCUCUCGUUCUUUUUGCCCUCUGUUCUGUAUAUCUCAGCUACUGGACUGAAAGCUGUGCGGGAAUGAAAAGAGUCAUUGUUUACCAGGAAGCACAACUCCAUGACAACUGCAGAGGCUUUUAAGGGAGCACUCCAGAAAGGGAAAAUUAAGCGCAAAUGGUCCCAGACCCCCAAAGCAAAUGAGGGAUCCUUUUGUACACACACUGUGACACAGCUAGAUAUAGCAUGGAAAUGAAGCCCCGGGCUGGACACUUGUCUGUACCUAACCGCUGACAAUGCAGCACAGGAGGGGCCGUGUGCACGAGCCCCGUGCUGAUGAAGCAUCAGAGGACGCAGAUUCCUGCAGCAAGGGCUGUUCUUCCCUUCCUGUUCCUCCCUUCAAGGACUCCCUUUGUCUCUUCUCUUCAUGUCAGAUUAAACAGUGAAGCGCUCUGAGAAACAACUCUUGACUCCCUCCAAACACAACCGCCUGGUGACCGAGUCAAGGUCAACAGUGUAGCAGUGGAAUCAGAUGCCAUAUUGACUGAUGACGUGGCCAAGGGGGAGCGUGUAGAGGGUGGCGCCGAGGACCGACCCCUGAGGGACCCCGCAGGUGACAGUGUGUGUCCGGCACCUCCCAUGGAGACAUACUCUGUUCUGUUAGUGAGGUCCCGAACGAGAGCUGCUGAUGUAACCAACAAUCCUUUUCUUCCCACACUGAACUUUAUCAAAGUGCAAAACACAACCAGUCCCUCCUCUGAUGGAAUACAUCAAUAUCAAGAGUUUUGUGGGUUUUUUUGGUUUUUUAAAAAAAUGAUUUUAAACUAGUAACAGUGCCAUCUGUUGUGCUGCUGAGAACAGGAACCCAGAUAUGAACCAACCGCCUUUUACCUGGAUAAAUGAAAAGACUAGACAGGGUUCAAACACAGCUUUAUUAGCAUCAAGGCAUGUUGUUCAGUCCAUAUUAUGUUCCCUCUUACCUUAACCCCGACAUGUGGGCUUCUUUUCUGUGUCAGUUCUGGUGUUAAGUUAUCAUUUGUACAUUAUCAUAAUUACACUGAGUUGCUUCGUCAAGGACAGAUUUUUCAGAUGUAGCAAUAAUGAAAUGGUCAGUGAUCGCCGUCAGACAUCUGUGAGUUCAUUGUUUUCAUAAAACCUCUGUUAAAGUAAAGGACACAAUCCGUGUUACAGUCAAAACCAGAAGAAUAAAAACAAACAUUUUACAAGAUGGAUUUGCAUUGUCUGUGCUAUCUGCUAAAUCUCCCGUUUUAGA
Plectropomus leopardus (leopard coralgrouper) is the source of this 4261-nucleotide messenger RNA. It is a transcript of the gene ccdc177, whose product is annotated as coiled-coil domain containing 177. The record is from RefSeq and is a predicted model, not a curated record. Lineage: Eukaryota; Metazoa; Chordata; Actinopteri; Perciformes; Serranidae.